Monopterus albus (swamp eel) is the source of this 1372-nucleotide messenger RNA. RefSeq names its product uridine-cytidine kinase 1 (gene uck1). The record is from RefSeq and is a predicted model, not a curated record. The transcript is spliced from 7 exons. Lineage: Eukaryota; Metazoa; Chordata; Actinopteri; Synbranchiformes; Synbranchidae. Gene Ontology annotation, molecular function: kinase activity; ATP binding. The coding region runs from base 77 to 904 and encodes 275 amino acids.
AGAACAGCACGUUGUUGUUACUCUAGCAGGUACAGACUGAAGCUAUUUAGAUUUCUGCAGUCUUUGUUGGACUGCAAUGGAAACCUUCGGGGAUCUAGACGAGGCAGACAAUCCACGGCACAAUCCCUUCCUAAUCGGAGUCAGCGGAGGAACCGCUAGCGGCAAGUCAACAGUUUGUGCCAAGAUCAUGGAGCUCCUGGGCCAGAACAAGGUGGACCACCGUCAGAGGAAGGUGGCGAUUAUAAGCCAGGAUAGCUUCUACAAAGUGCUGACUACAGAACAGGAGGCAAAGGCGCUGAAGGGCCAGUACAACUUUGAUCACCCAGAGGCAUUUGAUAACGAAUUAAUGUACAAAACCUUGAAGGACAUUGUGGAGGGAAGGGCAGUUGAAGUGCCAACAUAUGACUUUGUCACCCAUUCCAGGUUGGAAGACAGGAUCACAGUUUACCCAGCAGAUGUUGUCCUCUUUGAGGGCAUCCUGGUCUUCUACCCCCAGAAAGUGCGUGACAUGUUUCACAUGAAACUCUUCGUCGACACAGAUUCUGAUGUCAGACUGUCUCGCAGAGUCCUGCGAGACAUGAAGAGAGGGAGAGACCUGGAGCAAAUUCUUACUCAGUAUACAACGUUUGUCAAGCCUGCAUUUGAGGAGUUUUGUUUACCUACAAAGAAGUAUGCAGAUGUAAUCAUUCCAAGGGGAGUUGACAAUAUGGUGGCCAUCAACCUCAUCGUGCAGCACAUCCAAGACAUUCUGAGCGGAGACAUCUGCAAAUGGCAGCGUGGGUCCAUCAACGGCCAGGGGCGGAGCUUGAAACGGGCCAUUUCUGAGCAAGGUGACCUACAGAACGGAGUAGCUAAUCCCACAGGAAAGAGAGUCCUGCUGGAGCCCAGUAGUCGGCCUCACUAAGACUGCUUUGAUGCUUGAGUGCACGGACGUGUGUCCCCAGACUGUGAAUGUGAGCUUUGAGAUGGGAUUUCUGCUACUAAUUUGUACCGAGUGGCUCAGAAAGGGAAACGCCAGUCUCAGCCUCUGCAGCCUUUUUAAAAUAUUAUACACAAUCUCGUGUUGCAGGCAUUCACUGCUGCAACCUCUGUAUAGUUUUGCUGGAAUUACUGGUGCGUAAUUAAUAUGCUAAGUUUGCUUUUCACAGUCUUCCAUGAUACGUUUUGACUAUUUUAGUGUUAACUGUGAUCAGAUGAUUCAAUUUAAUUCAAUUUGUAUAGUGCCAAAUCACAACAAAAGUUGUCUCAGGACACUUUACAAAGUAAGGUCUAGACCUUACUUUUAUUAUUAUUAUUAUUAUAGAAGUUAAACCCAACAAAACCCCUUUAAGCAAGCACUUGGCGACAGCAAAGGAAGAACUUCCUUUAAAUG